GCACCGAGGCACGCGAACCCGGCCGUCUUCCGCGCCGGCGACCAUGAGCCGUGCCACCCGCAGUCGCCAGAGCCCUCGACACCGGGGAGUCGGGGAUCCCCUCCCCCGGUUCGCCGUCGCCGCGUCCGCACCGUUUCGAUCGAUUACUGCAUGGCGCCAUCCCUCCCCGCCUUCGACUUCUCCUGCAGCCCCUGCACCCUUCCACGCUGCGCUCCCCCUCGUCCUCUUCCUCUCCCGACGGAAACCUGUCUCGCGCUGAAGUGAACUCGUUGCUCCAGUGGAACGCAGGGGGGGCAGGUGCCGGUGAUCAGGAUCUACAAAUACGGCUCCACCCCUGCGAGCCAGAAGCUGACUUGCCUCCACAUCCCCCCCCCGGGUCCUGCAAUAUUUGUAUAUAUCGUGUCCCAAGGAGCUGCUCUAUAAUCUAGAAUAAGUGUGCAGCAUGGAUGCCUUGAGCAAGCUCGUAGUGAGAUUUCACUUCAACGGGGAGUUCAUAAAUGAUGGCAUGAAAGUGCAUUAUGUUGGUGGAAGGGAUGCAAUGUCAUAUAUAAAUCGUGAUAAGGUAUCUUUGGCAGCAAUUGUUGGGCAUCUGCGGGACCACUGCACGGUUGAAGACGGUGCAUUGGUGCAUUGGCUAUUCCCAGGGAAAGAACUAUAUGAUGGACUUCGUGUACUCACGGAUGAUAAGACAUGUUUGCAGAUGGCUGAUGCUAUUAUGGAAGGAGAGGUGGCAGAGAUCUAUGUUGAGGUGGCAGCAGCAACAGAUGGAUCAAAUGAUGAAGGUGGUCAAGGAAGUGGAUUUGAGAAUGAGCAGGCAAUGGUUGAUGUAGAUUCUGCUGAUGAGGAAGGUGGCCAUGGUGAUGUAGAAGGAGAUGAUCAAGGUGAUUCAGAUGAUGAUGACGUAGCUGGGGAAGAUGCAGUAAUUUUGAUAUCUGCAAAACCAGACUCCAGGGAAGUUGCGGAGAGGCAGAUCAAGAAGCUUAAGGAGUUUCACAGGAGCCCAAGUAAGAAAGGGAAGGAUGCACAAGUGAAGAAAGAUAAAGGAAAACAAGAAGAGGAGAAGCAGGAUGAAGAUGAGCAUUCUAGCUCAGAUAGUGACUACAUGCGUGGAGAUGAUUCAUCUUCAGAAGCAGACAAUGAGGGUGUUGAUAUUCUGAGGAAAUUCAAGGACUUUAAGAAGGAUUUGAAAAGAGGACAUAUUGCCUCACUUGAUGAUGUUGUUCUGGAAGGGUCGACUGCUAUGCCAGCAGGUUUUGAAGGAAGCCAAGACGAUGGUAGUGAGACUGCAUAUGCUCAAAGCAGUGAUGAUGUAGACUCAAUGAAUGAUUUGGAUAGUGAUGGAGAGUUAAGUAGGAAGGACAACAGCUUUACAAGGUUCAAGGAGACUACAGGAACACCCAUAUUUGCUUUGGGCAUGUUGUUUAAAAGCAAGAAGCAAUUCAAGAAAGCCAUUAUCAGGUAUGGUCUGGCUGAGAGGAAAGUAAUCAAUUUCAUCAAGAAUGAACCAAAAAGGGUUAGGGCAAAAUGUGAUUGGAAGGCUUGCCCUUGGGUCUGCCUUCUUUCAAUCAACUCUAGGACUGAAAGUUGGCAGAUAGUGACCUUCAAUGACUACCAUACAUGCCCCCCUAGAAGAGAUAAUAGGCUUGUUACUGCAAGAAGGAUAGCUGAGAAGUACGAGAAGUUUAUAAUGGCAAAUCCAACUUGGAAAUUUGUAAGCAUGAAGCAGACUGUCCAAGAGGAGAUGUUUGCAGAUGUUUCUAUCUCUAAAUUGAAGAAAGCAAAGGCCAUGGUCAUGCAGAAAGCCUUCGAUGCUACAAAAGGUCAGUACGAGUUGUUGUAUGAUUACCAGUUAGAGCUUCUGAGAAGUAACCCAGGGAGUACAGUCAUAGUGACGAAAGAGCCAGGUGUGGAGCCACCCACCUUUCAAAGGAUGUACAUCUGUCUUGAUGCAUUGAAGAAGGGAUUUCUUGCUGGUUGUAGAAGAGUAGUAGGUUUUGAGGGUUGUUUCUUUAAGGGAGCCACUAACGGGGAGUUGCUAUGUGCUAUAGGGAGAGAUGCCAAUAACCAAAUGUAUCCAAUUGCAUGGGCAGUGGUGGAAAAGGAGACAAAUGAUUCAUGGGGUUGGUUUUGUGACCUUUUAUUCAAGGACCUAGGUGUUGGUGAUGGGACUGAUUGGGUCUUCAUAUCUGACCAAAAAAAGGGAAUUCUAAAAGCAGUCAGCUAUUGGGCUCCUCAAGCUGAGCAUAGGAACUGCGCUAGGCACAUCUAUGCAAAUUGGAAGCAGCACUUCAGUGACAAGGAGUGGCAGAAGAAGUUCUGGAGAUGUGCCAAGGCUCCUUGCAUUAUGCUGUUUAACCGUGCUAGAGAAAGGCUGGCAGGUGAGACUAGAGAAGGAGCUCAAGCUAUACUCAACACUCGCCCUCAACACUGGUCAAGGGCUUGGUUCAGGUUGGGGUCUAACUGUGACUCUGUAGACAACAACUUAUGUGGGUCCUUCAAUAAGUGGAUAGUUGAGGCUCGGUUUUUUCCUGUCAUCACCAUGCUGGAAACCAUCAGAAGGAAGGUUAUGGCUAGGAUUCAUGACAACAGGACCAAGUCAGAGAGUUGGGUCACCAAGAUCUGCCCCAAUAUUUUGAAGAAAUUGAAUGUCUACAUCACUCAGUCAGGCAAGUGCCAUGCAAUUUGUAAUGGGGCAUCAAACUUUGAAGUGAUGCAUUUUGACACCAGGUUCAAAGUUGAUCUAGAGGAGAAGGAGUGUUUAUGUAGAUAUUGGCAGCUGUCAGGAUUGCCUUGUCCUCAUGCUAUUUCAUGCAUUCUUUUGAAGACCAAUAGCCUGGAUGAAUACGUUGCGAGUUGUUAUUCAGUUGAAUCAUUCAAGAACACAUAUGAACAUUGCCUUCAACCUAUUGAGGAUAUGACCAACUGGCCGGUUUCUGAUAGAGUCAAGCUCAAAGCUCCAGACUAUGUCUGGAUGCCUGGAAGGCCUAAGACAGAGAGAAGGGAUCCAACAGAGGCACCCAAGGGCACAAAGCUGUCAAGGGUUGGUACUGUCAUCAGAUGCACAAAGUGCAAACAGACCGGUCACAACAGAUCCACAUGUGAGAAAAGGAAUGCAGCUGCUUCUUCUGGUACUGUUGGUGUUCAAUCCGCUGCUAGUCCAAAUGCAAUGGCUGUGGUGUCCAACACUCAACAAAGUUGUACAUCCUCAAGGAAAAGGAAGGCACCGGCCGGCAGCAGCCAUGGAGCACCAGUUAAGAAUGUGACCAAGACAAGCGCAAGUGCUAGGGUGUCAACUAUUCAGGGUGGCUCAGCUACUGGGAAAGCUGGUGCUCAUGUCUCCGCUAGUGCAACAAAGAUCACAAGGCCUGAUCCAAAGCAAGGGCCAAUGCUUCUACUCCCUCCGUGGGAGUCAGCAAAGCUGUGAUGUCAUACUGAACUUGUGCUUCGAGAAAUUGAAUUUGCGUAGUGUUGCCAGACUGUUGUGGCAUGUCAAGUCCUGUUGAGCAAUUUCAAUCCCAUGUUGUGUUACCAGACUGCUAAUGGCAUGUUAAAGUUGCGUCGAACUGUAGUGCUUGUCAUGUGAAACUUGGCUGCUAUGUAGGGAAUCUUGUUGGCAUCUAUGUGCGUGAUUUAUCUGUGUUUCCUA
Messenger RNA from Setaria italica (foxtail millet), 3646 nucleotides. RefSeq lists its product as uncharacterized. The record is from RefSeq and is a predicted model, not a curated record. Lineage: Eukaryota; Viridiplantae; Streptophyta; Magnoliopsida; Poales; Poaceae. The transcript is spliced from 4 exons. Bases 443 to 3424 code for a protein of 993 amino acids. Gene Ontology annotation, molecular function: zinc ion binding.